AUAGGCGAUCCGUUAGCGCGCCGUGCUGAGGAGAUACUAAGACAGAGCGCACCUUAUCCAGGGGACGACUUGACAAGUGAAGAAACCUUUGCUAAGGACAGGUUCUUGAUCUAUCGGAUAUCAGCCGUCCGUCACAUCAUAAUGGACCAUGGAACUCACCUGAAGGAAGAGUUAGAGAUUCCUUCCUUCCUGCUGCGUAACCCAGCGUUCUUCGUGGGUGACUGGUAUGCAAAUCGCCUGGCUGAGGACUGCGAAGUACCUAAGUCCAUGAGGCGCUGUAUGCAACGCUGUAAGCCGAUGGGAGACCCUAUAGCUGAUCGUGUCGAGGAGAUAUUGAACUGGGAAACUCGGUUUCCGGGAGAACCAAUUGAAGAUCGGUUCAUCUGCCAUCGAACAGCCUAUGGCGAUGACAUCAUCUACGAGAUAUUGGAUCAAGAACUAAACUAUGUGCUGAGGGCGGAGGAUCAUUUCCUCUGUAAUGAGAAGUUGAAUGUAGCUCACUGGUACGCGAAGCACCUGUUAAAGGGCUACAAGCGACUGAACACGCUGAUGCUAAGCAAAGAGUUGGAGUGGGAGAAUCACCACUUCCGGUCGUUG
This is a messenger RNA of Suillus plorans, 597 nucleotides long. RefSeq lists its product as uncharacterized. The record is from RefSeq and is a predicted model, not a curated record. The transcript has a single exon. The annotation marks the transcript as partial. Lineage: Eukaryota; Fungi; Basidiomycota; Agaricomycetes; Boletales; Suillaceae.